UCACUUAUAGGACAUAAGCAAAUAUACACAAAACAAAUCUUAUUAGUGGUUACCAGGGGUGACAGGGAGGGGGAAGGAAGAGUUUUUGAUUAGGAUCAUUGAGUUUAUGUGAAAAGUAGUGGAAUGAUUUGGAACAUAAACCGUGAAAUGCUUGCACAGCUUGAAUAUAAGCAAUGUAACAAAUGCACAUGUAGAAAUUGUUGAAAUGGCGUGUUUUAUUAUGUAUAUUUGCAACACAAUAAAAAAAUAACAUGAAGAUCAAUAAAAAGGAAAGAAAAGCUCUGUGGAAUUCUCGCUCUACAUACACACACACACACACAUAUUUUUCUUCUAAAAAAAAAUGAGUAAAGAAUCCCUGAGAACAAAAAGCACAGUCAAUUACCCCCCGUUUUUAUUGGUCCAUUUCUUGUGGUGAUCUCAUAAGGAGCCAAUUCUUUGGAACGCCAAGUCCCUAUAUAAGUACCUGGAAACCUAGGUUUGUGGUCUUUCUAGCUCAGGAAGCUCCUUCAGUGACCUGAGACAUCGUGACCAAACUUGGCUUGUUUUCUCUUUAAAUUGUGGUUUUUCUAUUUCCUCGCCAGCUAUUCUUAUUUUCUCUUUGUUUUUCCUCAUUUGCAUUCAUUUGUUUUUCAUUUUAUUCUUCCUUUACAUCCUCAAUUUUUCUUUUUUUCUAUGUACUUGUUAAUUUUUUUAUCAUCUUACUAUUAUUGUUUUAUUUUGUAUUUUUCUUAUCCUCAUGUUAUUUAUUCCUUUUUUGAAUCUUUCUCAUUGAUUUCUUGUUUUGUUUAUAUAUACAAUUUAUCUUAUUUUUAUCAGUUUUUAAAAUUUUACUUCCUCUAUUCUCAUUUUACCUUUUUGAUUAUAUUUUAACUUUUUCUCAUUUUUUCCAUAUUUCAUUAAGUUUUUAGUCACCACUUUUUAGGGUUUUGGGUUUUUAAGUUUUUAAUCCUACCACAAGCGCACCUCUUAUCCCAAAGCCCGCUACGCCUUCAUACCAUAGCCAACAUGUUACAGAGCCACUUAGCCUUCUCUGCUGUGGAGGAAACUCAUGUGGGACGCUACCACCUCCUCAGAACCAUCGGCAAGGGGGCAUCUGCCAAGGUCAAGCUGGCCCAGCACAUCAUCACCGGCCAAGAGGUAGCCAUUAAAAUAAUUGACAAGAUCCAGCACACGUCCUCUGACCUCCACAGACUAUACAGAGAGAUAGAAAUUAUGAAGGAUCUCCAUCAUCCAAAUAUUGUAAAGCUGUUUGAAGUCAUAGAGAAUGAGCACGCCCUCUAUAUAGUGAUGGAGUAUGCAAGUGGAAGGGACCUCUUUUACCACCUAGUGAAUCAUGGCUUCAUGAGCGAAAAAGAGGCCCAAACGAAAUUCCAACAAAUAGUGUCAGCGGUGAAGUACUGCCACAACAAGGGUAUUGUUCAUAGGGAUCUGAAAACAGAAAACCUACUGUUGGACAAGCGAAUGAACAUCAAACUUGCAGACUUUGGUUUAGGAACUGAAUUCACCCCAGGGAGCAAGCUGGAUACCUUCUGUGGCACUCCCCCUUAUUCUGCCCCAGAACUCCUUCAGGGAGAAAAGUAUGACGGACCCCCAGUGGAUGUGUGGAGCCUGGGAGUCAUCCUAUACUUCAUGGUAAGCGGAUGUCUGCCUUUUCGUGGGAAGACCUUGACGAAGCUGCGAGAGCAGGUGCUGCAGGGACAAUAUCACGUUCCCUUCCACAUGUCUAGCCAGUGUCAACACCUGCUCAGUAAAAUUUUCAUUCGUGACCCAAGAAAGAGAGCCACAUUAGAGGACAUCCUAGCACAUCUAUGGAUGAAGAUGAGCCAUGAAGAAAAACAAAAGCUCUAUGUGCAGCCACUCCCAGACUACAAUAACCCCUGGCACACUGAGGUGACGGUGAACACGGGUUACAUGCAGGAAGACAUUCAUGACUCACUGUUGAACCACAAUUACAAUGAUGCGAACGCCACCUAUCUGAUCCUGCGUCACGAAACAUAUGACAUUGACAGCCACACCAGCAUCCUGGAACCCCAGGCUGAAGCCCAUUGCACCGAUAGCCACACUCCUUCCUCAUCCCAUGAAGUGCCUCCUACCGUCUGUCCUAAACCCAAACAGCGUAGUUACACCGAACCCACCAUUCCCACCUUUGGUUACUACAUCCGCGAUGCUUUGAACACUCUAUCUGAGGGAGGGAUGGGGACAUCCAUGGUGUCUACUUCUCCAUCAUUCUCCCUGGCCCUGGCCCACCUGCGGCAGCAAUCUACCACAGCCUGGGCACAGCCCAACCAGGACUCUGACCUGUAUGCCAAGGUGACAAACAGUGAGGUGCCACAGCCCAUCACACCACCCCAGUGUGUUUCUGUGCCUUCCUCCUCAGCCUACACCAUCAACGAGAGUGCCGGGGCCCCGGAGAAAACCAGUUUUACCCAGGAAUGUCAAAACUAA
Molecule: messenger RNA, 2445 nt
Organism: Loxodonta africana (African savanna elephant)
Lineage: Eukaryota; Metazoa; Chordata; Mammalia; Proboscidea; Elephantidae
Product: serine/threonine-protein kinase MARK2-like
Exons: 1
Coding region: 1006-2445 (479 amino acids)
Biological process (GO): intracellular signal transduction; microtubule cytoskeleton organization; protein phosphorylation
Cellular component (GO): cytoplasm
Molecular function (GO): protein serine/threonine kinase activity; ATP binding; tau-protein kinase activity
Source: RefSeq, a predicted model, not a curated record